This is a messenger RNA of Carassius auratus (goldfish), 1542 nucleotides long. RefSeq names its product dual adapter for phosphotyrosine and 3-phosphotyrosine and 3-phosphoinositide-like. The coding region runs from base 148 to 903 and encodes 251 amino acids. The record is from RefSeq and is a predicted model, not a curated record. The transcript has 9 exons. NCBI's taxonomy places the organism in Eukaryota, Metazoa, Chordata, Actinopteri, Cypriniformes, Cyprinidae.
UCGACUACUUCCCUGUGCUGUCGCUUUCGAUGGUAGCGAGCUGUAGGGUGCGCAACGGUUUCACUUCGACGUGAGCAGACAUUAGUGCUGACUGACUGACAGCGAGCCGCAUCACUGAGGAUCUGCUUCCGUCACUGAGAUCAAGCCAUGAGUGUCGGUUCAUCACGGAGCAGCGGGGAAGACAUCGACGAGCUCGAGUCGGUUAGCUGGUAUCAUUAUGAUUUGUCGCGGCAUGCAGCUGAAGCUCUUCUCCUUUCGAAUGGGGUAGAUGGGAAUUUUUUACUCAGAAACAGCAACAAAGGACGUGACUGCUUUGCUUUGUCUGUCCGAGCUAAGGAUUCAGUGAAACACUUUCAUGUCCGGCGGCAGUUCGGCAAAUAUUCCUUUGGAUUCAAUGAAUUUCCCUGCCUUCAGGAUUUUUGCAAUCACAUUGCCAAUCAGCCCUUGCUAGGCAGCGAGACAGGAAACCUGUUAGUGCUGCGGUUCCCAUACCCACGGCAGGUGGAAGAGCCAUCCAUCUAUGAGACGGUGUGUGUGCAUACGGCCAUGCACACAGGCCGGCAUGAAAACGACCUGGUGCCUAAUGCUCCAGCACUUGGCACUAAAGAAGGUUACCUGGUUAAACAAGGAGCGGUAAUCAAGAACUGGAAGCAAAGAUGGUUCACACUGAAUCGAUAUGAAUUUAAAUAUUUCAAGGAUAAAAUGAUGGUAGAGCCAAUACGAACCCUGGAUCUGACGGAGUGCUCUGCUGUCCAGUUUGAUUACAGUCAGGAUAGGGUCAACUGCUUCUGUCUGGUGUUCCCCGAGAGGACGUUUUAUUUUUGUGCAAAAUCUGGUGCUGAGGCAGAUGAAUGGAUUAAGAUACUACGAUGGAAACUGUCACAGAUAAAGAAAGGACGAUGAUGUUCAACAAGGAGAGAAGAAGUACUGGAGCAAAUGCAAGCUGCGCAGUUUUAUAUUACUGAAGACAGUGGAUUUAUUAACUGCAUCUGAUGCUCAUCACACCUAAGAAAUCUUCUGGGCAAUGAAUCACCCAAGGCACCGUGCUAUUGUGCUUUAUAAAGACUUCUCGAGGCGGUGCACUACUAAUGUUGGAAUUACAAUCGACAAUAGUUAGGUUUUUAUUUUAGAUAUUGUGUUCUGUGUUGUGUUUCCGUUCUUCUUAUUCUUCUCCAACACAAGCUAAACAAUGUGUCUGCUCUUAAACAUGUACAUUCCCCCUUACAUUGCAAAUAUGAGGUAAGCAUAAAUGAACUUUUUCAUUGAAACUUUUGGAUGAAAUAUACUUUUCCCAAAAUAGAGCACUGCUGUGAUUACAUAUUUCUGUAAGCCAACCCAGAAGUUAGAAGUUAGCCUUUUUUUUUUAUUUGGGCCUUUGGCUUUUUAAUUAUUGCAAAGAUUAAGCUCUGUGAUCAGUGUUAAUGUUAAAGUUAAUGAUUAGUGCAUGUUUUGUUCGUCAUGAAAGCUUCAUAAAUAAACACAUUUUAUGAAUUUGAAAGCUUAAGUACAAUCACCAGACCUAAAAAAAAAAAAAAGAGUAGG